AUGCACUUAUUUAAAUUUGUUUGCACACUGCGCUCUGAGCCUGCUCCUGCUGCAGCCUGCUGCCACAAGGCCAACACAGAGCAGAUAGAUGCACAGCAGUGGUGCCAUACACCUGUCUUUGGUCUGUUUCCUUUACUGGCACAUAUACAAGCUAGAUUAGAAAUAGAGUUUAUGGCACAUUUAUUCUGCAAAGGAGAAGGACUGAGACACACAAAUAGCUGGUACUGGCAGAGAGCCACUAAACUUGUCUCUAUCCCCAAGCUAUAUCUACUGAUCAAUUACUGCACAGAUACACUGGCCAAUAGAGCACUGCAAUUAACUCGUGCACAUACAGCAAAUGAAGCAGCUAGUGCUCAGUGA
Molecule: messenger RNA, 360 nt
Organism: Nematocida minor
Lineage: Eukaryota; Fungi; Microsporidia
Exons: 1
Coding region: 1-360 (119 amino acids)
Source: RefSeq, a predicted model, not a curated record